UCUGAUGCAGAGGGACACGCAGUGAGUCCUACACCGACUCUACAACACGCAGUGAGUCCUACACCGACUCUACAACACGCAGUGAGUCCUACACCAACUCUACAACACGCAGUGAGUCCAACACCGACUCUACAACACGCAGUGAGUCCUACACCAACUCUACAACACGCAGUGAGUCCUACACCGACUCUACAACACACAGUGAGUCCAACACCAACUCUACAACACGCAGUGAGUCCAACACCAGCGCUACAACACACAGUGAGUCCAACACCAACUCUACAACACACAGUGAGUCCAACACCAACUCUACAACACGCAGUGAGUCCAACACCAACUCUACAACACGCAGUGAGUCCAACACCAACUCUACAACACACAGUGAGUCCAACACCAACGCUACAACAGACAGUGAGUCCAACACCAACUCUACAACACACAGUGAGUCCAACACCAACUCUACAACACGCAGUGAGUCCAACACCAACUCUACAACGCGCAGUGAGUCCAACACCAACGCUACAACAGACAGUGAGUCCAACACCAACUCUACAACGCGCAGUGAGUCCAACACCAACGCUACAACAGACAGUGAGUCCAACACCGACUCUACAACACACAGUGAGUCCAACACCAACUCUACAACACGCAGUGAGUCCAACACCAGCGCUACAACACACAGUGAGUCCAACACCAACUCUACAACACACAGUGAGUCCAACACCAACGCUACAACAGACAGUGAGUCCAACACCAACUCUACAACACACAGUGAGUCCAACACCAACACCAACUCUACAACACGCAGUGAGUCCAACACCAACUCUACAACGCGCAGUGAGUCCAACACCAACGCUACAACAGACAGUGAGUCCAACACCAACUCUACAACGCGCAGUGAGUCCAACACCAACGCUACAACAGACAGUGAGUCCAACACCGACUCUACAACACACAGUGAGUCCAACACCAACUCUACAACACGCAGUGAGUCCAACACCAACUCUACAACACACAGUGAGUCCAACACCAACUCUACAACACGCAGUGAGUCCAACACCAACUCUACAACACACAGUGAGUCCAACACCGACUCUAAAACACACAGUGAGUCCAACACCAACUCUACAACAGACAGUGAGUCCAACACCAACUCUACAACACACAGUGAGUCCAACACCAACUCUACAACACGCAGUGAGUCCAACACCGACUCUACAACACACAGUGAGUCCAACACCAACUCUACAACAGACAGUGAGUCCAACACCAACUCUACAACACGCAAUGAGUCCAACACCGACUCUACAACACACAGUGAGUCCAACACCAACUCUACAACAGACAGUGAGUCCAACACCAACUCUACAACACACAGUGAGUCCAACACCAGAGAGGAAGACGUCAACAAACCGGGAGGAAAAGGCCCCAGCAGCAGCAGGCUCAGAGCAGAACCCCUGUGAGGUCCGCCACACACAC
This is a messenger RNA of Gadus morhua (Atlantic cod), 1479 nucleotides long. RefSeq names its product mucin-2-like. NCBI's taxonomy places the organism in Eukaryota, Metazoa, Chordata, Actinopteri, Gadiformes, Gadidae. The annotation marks the transcript as partial. The transcript has a single exon. The record is from RefSeq and is a predicted model, not a curated record.